Molecule: messenger RNA, 1965 nt
Organism: Owenia fusiformis
Lineage: Eukaryota; Metazoa; Annelida; Polychaeta; Sabellida; Oweniidae
Source: the annotation of a GenBank genome assembly
AUGGAAUCUGUCUUUCAGAACUGGCAAGCAGCUCGGGGAGAAGGAAAGAGACGAGGAAUAGAUUUGGUGUUUAAGGGCAUCAAUUAUGACAUUGGAGAGAGAAGCAUCUUGAAGGAUGUCUCUGGUAUUGCAAAGCAGGGUGACAUGUUGGCCGUCAUGGGACCUAGUGGUUCCGGCAAAACGACGCUGCUUAAUGUCGUUGCUGGACGUAUUGUAGCAGACAGUGGGGAGAUAAGUCUCAGUGGACAACCAAUCAGCAAACGCAUGAGGAAGAAAAUGUGUUACGUUCUCCAACAGGACAUUUUCUACAGCAACCUGACCCUCAGACAAACAUUAACUUACACUGCUUUACUACGACUACCUGAAGAAAUGUCAAAAAAGGAAAAGAUCCACCGAGUCGAAGAAAUAGUAGAUGCACUGGACCUCAGGAAAUGCUUGGACACAAUAAUAGGGGAUAUAUUCCAAAGAGGAUUGUCUGGGGGUGAGCAGAAGAGAGCGAACAUCGCAAACGAGAUAUUGACAGACCCAAUGCUAAUGCUUUUAGAUGAACCAACCUCAGGCCUGGACUCCAACACAGCUUGCAAUCUGAUGAAGAUUAUGAAGAGUUACACACAGGUGAACAACAAGACAGUGAUAACAACAAUACACCAGCCCUCCAGCCAGAUAUACCAUCUCUUUGAUAGGGUACUCCUUAUAACAAAUGGACAAGUUGCUUACUUUGGUGAAGGAAGUAAAAUUCUUUCCUUUUUCUCAUCUUUGGGUCUAGAAUGUUCCAUGAACUACAAUCCUGCAGAUUUUAUAUUAGAAAAAGUCAGCGAUGAAAAGGAAAUCCAAGAUACAAUUAUUGAAGCUGCCAACAAAUUGAGGGAUUCAGAAGACUGGCCUGUAGAACUCCAUCAUAAUUACAUGUCUAAACAGCCACGCAUGGGUGAUAACAAAUCAAAUGGGCACAUCAAUAAAGCAUACAACAUUGAUGAAGUCAAACUUACAAUGGAAGCUACAACUGAGAUGGACUCUAUAAAAGAGAUUCAAAAUACCGAACAAGAUGGCAGAAUGCAUGCACUGGGAGGGGAAGAGAAUUACUUGAUGGAUGACGACAAAAAAUGGAUGACGUCAUGGUGGACACAAUACAGUGUAUUAACACAACGUAAUCUUUACCAGGCUAAAGACAGAAUUCUUUCCAAGUUCAAUAUUAUCCAAACGUUGUUCCUUGCUGUUCUCGCCAGUUUAUUCUGGUUCCAGAUCGAACGCACGGAGGUUACAUUAAGAGACAGGAUUGGUUUAAUUUUCUUCACAUCGAUCUACUUUGGUUUCUUUUCUAUCAUCGAUGCAAUCACUGGAUUCCCAGAGGACCGAGCAAUCCUGAGCAAGGAACGAUCAAGUGGGGCUUACAGACUCUCGGCAUAUUUUUUUGCAAAAAUGACUAGUGAAGCACCGUUGUUGAUUGCUCAGCCAAUUGUGUUUGUAACCAUUGUUUUCUGGGUGGCCGGACUAAAUGGUGUUACUGGCUACUUUGGUUGUUUAGCGGUCGUCAUCCUUGGGGCACUGGCAGCUCAGGGGGUUGGCCUUGCUAUUGGUGUAUCAUUUAAAAUCAUUAAGAUGGCCCUAGUUGCUGGAACUAUAUUUAUGCUCUUCAGUUUGUUGUCAGGUGGUUUUUAUACAGUAAAUCUCCCAUUUUGGAUCAACUGGAUCAAGUAUCUCUCAUUUGUGCUCUACGUCUACAACAUCCAGAUUACUUAUGAGUUCACAAAUGCUGCUCCUAUCUUUUGUUCAAGAGGAAAUCUGACUUCAUUUUCUGAGUGCCUUAACCCCAAUGUGACUAGCAUAGACCAAUCGGCGUAUCUGCAGUCUAUCAGUAUAGGUUGGCCUCUUUGGGCAAUGCACCUAGCUCUGUUUGGCAUCCUAUUAGUAAGCAGGACUACUGCAUAUUUCAUACUGAGAUUUAAAUCAACAAGAAUAGGAUGA